AGAGAGAGCAGUUGGGCAUGUUAGUAUAGAGUGAAGUGUAAUAAGAGCAUGUAGAUUGCGGCGCUCGCGUAUAGGAAUAAAAUUUAUUUCGGAGCGGUAAGUAGACACGUGGUCAUACUUGCGAAGAUUAAAAAUGAAUCAAAUGCAGUUGUUGAGAAGGCGGUCGAGUUUGUUCAAAAGGUAUACAUCAUACAUCGCCGUAGUCAAUUAUGGGGAGGAUUAAAGAUUGAACAAGUAUCAACUUUAUCUUGAAAGGCAGAAAGUUCUUGAAGCGAUAAAGAGCACGCAGAGAUCCAGUAACCUUCCGACUAACGUUCAACACCUGUACCGACCAAUCAAGUCUAAAAUCCAUAAACAGUCCAAGGUUUUUGACUGAUGGACUCAGAGGUAUAAUUGCUCCAUUAUAAGUUACGGGUGGGAGUGAGCUAAAAUCUAAUCGUCCCAACAAACGGGGACUACCAAUUGACCGUCAAACCAAACCUACCAGACCAAGCGCAUAUAGCCUCAAGAUCCCCAUUCACUCUGCGAACCGCUUCAGACACACAGUCCACAGUAGCCUGCGAAUACAGCUGUAGGUCAUCAGCGUACAGGUGAUAGGAACACUGACUGUGUUAUGAGAUUGAUAAAGAGAGAUAAAAGCAAAGGGGAGAGAAUUACGCCCUGAGGGACACCAGUAUCUAGAUCACGCCAUGAAGACGAAGACUCAUCAAUGCCGACCGAUUGCUGGCGCCCUCGAAGAUAUAAUGUAAACCAUUUCAGCACCUCAGGCGAAAUCAUAAGAUAGGACAGGAUAGAUAAAAGGAUUUCGUGACUGUCGGUAUUAAAGCCAUUAGAGAAAUCCACCAAAGCCAACAAAUAGUGUGUAUAUAGUCAAAAGUUAAUAUUUUUUGCUGCAGACAAUACUCACCCUUACAAGCAGCAUGAACAUUCGUAGGCCUUUGUGCACUUCCCUGGUCAUGGAAGUCAUACGCCAUGGGCUGUGUCGUGUCCUAAAAAAGCACAAUCCCAUCUUUUCGGGAUUGUCGCAAGACUAUUUUUUUUAUUGCUUAGAUGGGUGGACGAACUCACAGCGCACCUGAUUUUAAGUGGUUACUGGAGCCCGUGGACAUCCACAACGUAAAACCGCCACCCACCUUGAGAUAUAAGUUCUAAGGUCUCAAGUUUUAGUUACAACGGCUGCCCCACCCUUCAAACCGAAACGCGUUACUGCUUUACGGCAGAAAUAGGCAGGAUGGUGGUACCUACCCAUGCGGACUCACAAGAGGUCCAACCACCAGUAAAAAUGGCAUCUACUACCGGAUCAGAAUAGCGACCCGCUGUGAAGAAACCGCGAGAAACUCUUCAAUGCGCGUGUUCAAGUUCAACGACAUUUUAUUAAAAAUGAACAAGGUUUAAAUUAAUUCAAAAAACUAUUAAUUUUAUAAUCAAUAGGUAAACAAAAAACUGACUAUAAUCGUAUUGUAUAAUAUUAUUCAUUCGAAAAAAAUCUAAAUUCUCUAUAAUCUACUGAUAAAAUACCUAGUUGGUGAAUUCCAUCAAUAACAUAUAUUUUGCGUGUCAUUAAUUCAGUCGCUACAUUCGUCUUUGUUUAAUUAUCUAAUCAACGGACCCCGACCAUUAUUAUUAUAAGUUUAUCGGUAAAGAGAUAAAAUGGUUUUAUAUAAAUUAAAAGGAAAACGUUCUCAAGUUUCACAUUAAAUUAUUUUCGUAGCGAUGGGGGGCUUAACAUUCGAAGGCGCAUUGAAAAAUAUCAGUCACAUCCAGCUUGAAUUUAUCAAGGAGGUCCUCGAGAAAAGGGGGUACAAUGACAGAGUGGUUCAUAUAGAGGCGGUCGGGGCGGCCGGAGACAACUUCAUCGCCAACGUCAAAAGGAUAACAGUCGAUGGCGAGAAUGGCCCCUUCAAAAUGAUCGCUAAAAUCGCCCCUCAAAAUGAAAACGUUAGGAUGGCCACACAAACACAGGUCUUAUUUGGCAACGAACACCACAUGUACACUGUUGUUUUGCCGAAAUAUCAGCAGCUAGAAGAAGAAGCAGAGAUUCCUAAUGACGACAGAUUCAGAUUUGCCGAAUGCUAUGGCUCAAGCACUCAAGUCCCGCAUGAAGUGAUAUUACUAGAAGAUCUACUGGUGCCGGGUUUUAAGAUGCUGGACAGGUUCACGUCUCUAUCUGACGAAUGCAUUCGGUCCACGCUCAAAAACUUCGCAAAGUUCCACGCUCUCUCGUUCACGCUUAAAAAUAAACAGCCAGAAACCUUUAAUUCGCUGAAGAGUAAAUUAUUCGAUAUGUGGAGUCACAUGGAUAGCUCAGCUGAUAUAUACUUCGGAAAACUAGAAGCUGGUGCUGAGCAGCUCGUGGAGGGCGAAGAAAGGAAGAAUAUAAUCAGGGGUGCCAUUGGAAAGGCGCUUUCUAUGGCACGAAAAAUUGCUCAAGUCGAAUCAGGGUCAAAAUAUUUCGUCAUUCAACAAGGAGACUCGUGGACUAACAACAUAAUGUUCAGAUAUGAUGGUGAAAACCUCGUCGAAUCAGUAUUGAUCGACUAUCAAAUCUCCAAAGAAACGAGUCCCGUCUGCGACAUCCAAUACAUGAUCUUCAAUUGCACCGACCACAAAACCAGACUCAAAUAUUUUAACGAAUGGCUCGACUAUUAUCACGCAGAAUUAGAAAAACGCCUAACGAAUUUCGGACUUAAAAUCGAAAAUGUCUACCCCAGGGAACAAUUUGACGCCGACAUGAAGAAAUAUAGUGGAAUGAUGUUGGGACUCUCUACUAUUCUCGCAAGCGUACUAACCAUGAAUUCAGAGGACGCUGGGAAAAUGAAGGAAACGAUGGAAUCGACAUCACCAGAUGAACUACCAGCAAACAACGAAGUAGAAGAUUACAAUGUUGAGCACACGAUAAAAUUUAAAACUAGACUCGAAGGUCUUAUAGAUAGUUAUCUUGAAUUCAAUUUAAUUUAGUUUAUCAGUAUUAUAGAAAUAUGAAAGCUAUAUAAUUCAAGUGUUUAUAAAACAUACCGUACGUUAGUGAAUAAUAAUGAUAAAUGUAGAAUGCGAGUUUUUCAAAUGUUAAAUGAUAUUAUUGAGUUAAAAAUAAAUUCUAAAAGCGUUUUCAAUUGUAUUAGAGGCGUCGAAGCCGCAUUGAAUAAUUGCAGCAGUAGUCAGCAAACCCCUACCACAAUGAUGUAGUUAAUAACUAUAUAGGUAUAUUCAUUCUCAUUUUUCCUAUCAUUUAAUCCUAAAUGGAUACUAAAUCUAUGCAUGGAAAAUUCCUUUAAUAUAAUAGAUUAAGCCUUUAAAUGGUUUUCGCCGCUGUAAGUGUCGACUUCUUUGCGGAGUAUUAUCGGAUUCAUUAGAUUAUAGAUUAAUAAAAAUUUUGUUUUAGUUAUUA
This is a messenger RNA of Bombyx mori (domestic silkworm), 3388 nucleotides long. RefSeq lists its product as uncharacterized. Bases 1714 to 2958 code for a protein of 414 amino acids. The record is from RefSeq and is a predicted model, not a curated record. The transcript has 2 exons. Lineage: Eukaryota; Metazoa; Arthropoda; Insecta; Lepidoptera; Bombycidae.